GGGGCCUGUUGGCGGCGGUGGCGGUGGCGUUGAGGUGCUGCGGGACCGGGCUGCGGGGCUUCGGGGGAGGACAUCAUGAGCGCGGACGGGAACGAUGACUUCUAUCAGCAGUUGCGCCUCCAGGAACUGUAUGGGAAAAAAGAAGCUGAAGGGGGAAGCGACCCCUUGACUUACACGGACUCGACUGACGGGACCCAGUACGAGUGGGACCGCGACAAGAAGGCCUGGUUCCCUAAGGUGACGGAAGACUUCCUGGCCACAUAUCAUGCUAACUAUGGCUUUGCGACUGACAGUUCCGAUAAUUCAUCUGCAUCUGUUACCAAGAGUGGAAUUAAACCACCUGUGGAUUCAAAGAUGGCUGGAGUAAAAAAACCAGUAGAGCACAAAGUGUCACAACAAACAGAACCUAAACAGAAAGGAGAGAAAAGAAAACCAGAAGCAGGAUGGUUUCAUGUUGAAGAACAGAAAAAUACAAAUGUAUAUGUAACAGGUUUACCACCAGACAUUACAAUUGAAGAGUUUGUUCAAGUGAUGUCAAAAUGUGGGAUUGUUAUGCGUGAUCCUCAGACAGAUGAACCCAAAAUUAAGCUUUACAAGGACAAAGAGGGAAAUCUGAAAGGAGAUGGGCUCUGUUGUUAUCUAAAGAGAGAGUCUGUGGAACUUGCACUGAAACUUCUGGAUGAAAAUGAGAUUAGAGGCUACAAAUUGCAUGUGGAAAUGGCACAGUUUCAGCUCAAGGGAGAAUAUGAUGCCAGCAAAAAGAAGAAGAAAUGCAAAGACUACAAGAAGAAGCUGUCUCAACAACAAAAACAGCUGGAUUGGAGGCCUGAGAAGAAAGAGGGUGAGGCUAGAAUGCGGCAUGAGCGUGUUAUCAUUAUCAGAAACAUGUUCCAUCCGAAAGAUUUUGAGGAGGAUCCAUUAGUUUUGAAUGAGAUUAGAGAAGACCUUCGGACAGAAUGUGAAAAGUUUGGACAAGUAAAGAAAGUCAUUCUAUUUGAUAGGCACCCAGAUGGUGUUGCAUCUGUGGCCUUUAAAGAGAUGGAAGAGGCUGAUGGGUGUAAGCAGGCACUCCAUGGGCGAUGGUUUGGUGGACGUCAGCUGUGUGUUGAAACAUGGGAUGGAGUAACAGAUUACCAGGUUGAAGAGACUGUACGAGAAAGGGAAGAGAGACUGAAGGGGUGGGAUACAUUUUUAGGUGAACCUAAUUCAGCAACACCGAAAACUGUGCCUGAUGCAGAUGCUUCAGAAACGGGCAUCAAAACGCCUGAAGGAGUUCAGCAGUCUAAAGAUAAUAGUGCCCCGGAAGGAGGGCUGAAGAAUGAAAGAACCAAGGAAGAAGAUAAUGGAGAAGAAGCUGAUGAAGAUGUCACAGCCUCCACAGACAGCAGCGUUGCCGGCAGUGAUGAGGAAGCAGAGACAUAGCAGUAUGGACUAUUUGUAAAAGCAUGUCUUUAGGGUAAUCUUUAGACCUCUCUUAUCCUGUGCUUCAGAGCAACUUCAGGCAGCAUUCAAGUUAAUACGUAUAUUACCUUAUUAGGAUGUCAUCAUUGUGUGCUUUUGAAGUAUUUCAUUAAAAGUAUUUAAUGACAAUCUUACAAAAAAACCCCAGUGUGGCUGCUGUUCAAGCUGUGUGCUUUCUAAGAUGCUACAAGUUCUGCUGAACUGACCAGUCACCUUAUGUUGUACCUUUGCUUGUCAGUGUUCGAAGUCCAUCAUUGUGAGUAAGAACAAAUCUGCAGUUCUCAUUAAUUAUCCCAAGACCUUUAGAAAUAGGUAUGAGGUAUGAAUGCAUUUCAGUGCUUGCUUUAAUUCCUCACCCCACCCUUCGCUUCCAAACUUGGUAAACUUCCUGAAUGGUAUGAAUCCUUUACCAAUCUUUGGGUCAACCGGUACAUGCUUAAAACCACUGGUUUUCCUGAUAUAGUCACUUAAGAAAUAACAAGGUUAACAUUGAAGUGUGGGGGGUGGGGGGGGGAAAGAAAAUUGUAUUGCAAUUAAUGAUCCAUGAGACUGGAGGCCUGUUGAUCUUUGUAUAAAGAUUAUUGUUCAAGUCCUGUUAAUUUUCUCAGCUGUGAGUUUAGUCUGAGGGGAGGCUACAAUGACAAAUGGAAAUAUAUGUAUAUAAGAUUAAUCUUUUUUUAAAAAAACUUUGAUGAAUUCAUAUUGGAAAUAUGCAGAGAGCUUUGUGUGUUGGAAGCAUGAUUUUUUUUUGUAUUUCUGUGUUCAAACAUAGCAAGCUUUCCAACACUUGACAACGUAUGAUGCCUGUUCUUUUUAUAUAUGGACUGACUACAGGAGACUUACAGUGCAACCGAUGUUGGGGGGAGCUCUGCGGUGGCUGGGGAUGGUGUGGGGCAGGCAGCACUGCGCCUCCUCCAGUGGAGCUCCAGGCAGCGCAGCAAACAGUGAAGAAACCUCCCCACCCCCCGCUAUCACCUGGAAAACUCAAUUGAAAAAAGUGAUUUGCACCACAUAUUUGUGGCAUAAUUUACAGGGCUAUGCCAGGGGCAUUCCUGGGCCAAAAGCCUGAUGGAAACUGACUAUUGUUGGCUCCACCCCCAGGAAUGCCCCUAGCCCACCCCCACCUUCAUUGGCGUCUUCCUUUACACUGAUGCACAUCUAGGGAUGGAAGCCUCUUCCUGGUCGAAGGCUGCCAUGUUUGCCUUCCCUGCUGGCGAAGGUGCCACUUAUGCCUGUGGAGUGGUCAUAUGUGUCAGCAGAGGCCCACACUACUCCCACAGCCCAUCCCCCCCAUCUGGAUUGAACUGCUACAAUUUGGAAGAAUUCCUAACACGGUUGCACACAUUUCUAAAUUUAGGGACAUGUACUAUUUUCUAGAUUUUAGCCUUCCAGUCAAAACAAGUUUAUGUAGUCCAAGAAUUUCAAAACGUCGUGUCUGAGACUAUUGUCCAAAGCCCUUCCUUAGAUGUCUCAAAUAGACUAUGUCAGUCUCUGCCUCUUUAUUUUAGAAAGUAUCUAUCCACAGGAAGACACUAGGUAUGCAGUCUGGGUGAAAAACAGGUCACUUUCAUUUUUUAACAAUGAAUUAAAUAUUUUCACAUUGAUCUGUUUAUAUUUGAAAUUCAUAAUUAUGUUAAUAAGAUUUUUUUUAAAAAAAUAAUUUGCCUCAAUUUGAACUGCUUGCUUUUGGGAACUUGUGGCUGUAUACAUGAAAAUUGGGAAUUUGAGUAUAAACUGAUCAAUAUAAAACUGGGUAUUGUUUCAUAAUAUUUUGUGUUCAUCCGAAUGACCAAAUGGCACACGUGUCCCAUGAAGAUAUAGCAGUAAAUGAGACGAAUAUUGAAUGUAAAAGUCUUUACAGGAGUUUUUCAGAUUAUUUUGCAUCCUUGGACCUGUAGAUGAGUUGGCAGCAGAUGAGAAUUUAAGGUGAAAUAUUUUUGUGCAAGUUAUAGCUGUGCUAGAUUUUAUUAACUUUAAUAGUGUGACAGUUCAUUUUAAAUAAAAUAUUUCUGGAACUUAAACAGUUGUCCCAUUUUGGAAAAAAAUAAUUCUUCUAAUCAUUAGUUGCAUUUUUUUUCAUGCCCUUUGUAGGACAAAUUAUUUUAAUAAAAUAUUUCAGCUUUGGCCUACUAGUUUAGAUAAAAGGCUAUCAAAAGUGUGGUGAUUUCGAUUUUAGAAUCAAAUGUUCUGCUUUAUGCUAAUGAUUUUUGAAAACUGCUGAAGGAAAGAAGCUACAUGUUCAUUUCUACCCCAGAUGUUCAGUUGUUCCAUGUUAAAAGUAAAAAAAAAAGUCAGUUUAGGUUUCUGUAUCUUGAGCAUUUUAGUUCUUUUAAUCAGGAAAGCUACAGGCCUUUUAAUCAUUCGUGUGGGGGGUAAUUUUGAAUGGCAAUUUCACUGUUACCAGAAAUACUGUUUAGGAAAGGAUGAAUGUGUUAAUGGUAUUAAAUUCUUUUGUUUCUUUGUUUGGUCAAAAUUACUCCAAUCUGUUUAUUGGUUAGUAAAACAAAACAUAACUUCUUAUAAAGCAAGUUCUUUUAGAAAGGGAACAAAGUCAAUGGGCUUUGUCCCCGGGCCCAACUGUUCAUUGUCAUCCUCACAUCCUCCCUGACAGGGACUUUUAAUCAGAUGUGUUUGAUAUGUUCUGUGCUCUGUAGUCCAUUUUCAGCUGCACAGGAGCCCAAAGCAGAUCAGGACCAUGGGGCGCGUUUCUCUUGACCGGAAAUGUUUUCACAUAGUCUCUGUUUGCCCUAGAGGAGAAACAAGUGUACUGCCUCAAGGGGGCAAAUGGUGGGUUUCAGAACCAUUUCAUGCUGAGGAAAUGGCCUUUCUUCAUGAACUAUGGUUUCCAUCCAGAUGGGAAUUGCCUUCUGAAGAUUGAACUCCUAGGGCAUGUCUGAUCAAAAGUCCUCACAAUAGACCUGGGAAGGACACAAAGAAAACAUAGUUAAGCCCCGGGACUAACAAAAAUAGGAUGAAUUCUUUAUAGACCUGAAGAAGAGGAUUGUUAAGGAAGAGAUUGGUGCUGAGAUAGAAAUUAACAAGCAUUCUAAUAAAUACUUUGCAUCCCUGA
Molecule: messenger RNA, 4531 nt
Organism: Sphaerodactylus townsendi
Lineage: Eukaryota; Metazoa; Chordata; Lepidosauria; Squamata; Sphaerodactylidae
Gene: HTATSF1
Product: HIV-1 Tat specific factor 1
Exons: 9
Coding region: 76-1422 (448 amino acids)
Biological process (GO): mRNA splicing, via spliceosome
Cellular component (GO): U2-type spliceosomal complex; U2 snRNP
Molecular function (GO): RNA binding
Source: RefSeq, a predicted model, not a curated record